Molecule: messenger RNA, 973 nt
Organism: Homalodisca vitripennis (glassy-winged sharpshooter)
Lineage: Eukaryota; Metazoa; Arthropoda; Insecta; Hemiptera; Cicadellidae
Exons: 3
Coding region: 54-371 (105 amino acids)
Source: RefSeq, a predicted model, not a curated record
GGGGUGAUAACAUCUCUCAUUGACAAAUAAGCUGUGAUUAGAUUAAUAGUGACAUGUUUUUGUAUUGCAGAUGGAUACAUUGUGCAGUAUUACUGGCGGUAGUAAGUGUAGCACUCAGUAAGGAUGAUAACUUGCUCAUUACUACUGUGAAAAGCAUCGGCCAGUGGUUCAAAUGUGUGCGAUUCAAGUUAAGUGGCCAUCACACCCGAACUCCCGCCUUGUGCUUACCUGAGAGUUCCUUGUGCCAGAACGAGCAGCUGGAGUGUUGCAGGCCGUACCGCUGCUCAUGGGAGGCGAACAUCCAAGAUUAUAUUUGUAAAGUACGAGACAUCUUUGACAUACUCCAUACCAUCAGUUAUUAUUUGUGGUGAAAUAUAGACACAAAAAUAAUGCCUUUAGAAUUACAUAAUCAAUACAGCAAAUACAAAUAUACAUCAAACAGCAUCCUCAAAAUUGUAACCUCUAACUUGUUAUUUUAUUAACUCAUAUUCUCAGGUUGUGAAACGGACAACUCUUUGCAUAUUUUAAUUAUUUUAAACUAUACUGUCAAUUUCAUGUAUAAUGGUUCGUAAACUAAGUAUUCAAAUACAUAGUUAGUAUCAGUAUAGAAAAGUGAAAAAACAGAUUCUUAUUUGUUCUAAACUUUUUCCUAGAUCUAUAUUAUUUUGUUGCUAAGAAAUAUAACAUUACUCAUAACAUAAUUACACUCGUAUAUUACUCACUUCUUAUAUUUUUCUGUGAGAAAUAACCACUGUAAUGUUUCUUGCUAUGUUCAUAAAAAAACUUGAACUAAACAGAAUUUCGAAUAAUUUUUACUAUAUUAAUAUGUUCUUGCUAUAUUUUUUAUCAUUACAAAAAUGUAUAUACCCUUGACGUUUCGUAGAAACAUAAUGUUUAACUCUGGUAAACCGUAUGUAGAAUUAUGAUAUUAAUUACAAUAGUGAAAUUAAAUAAUGAAUCGUUUUUAUACGUA